AUGUCGUCGCCCGUUUUCACCUCCUGGCAGCAGGCUUGGGAUAAUGCGCAACCCCGUCUCUCUCUCAUCAAGGAAACUCUCAUAUCUUCAACGAUACCAACUCCCCGAGUCACACGCGUCGGCCAGCUCGAUGCUGAACUCCUCGACCAGGAACUUGUCCAGCUCCUCAAAGAGCCUCUCGUCAAGGCAAUAAGCUUGCUCAAUUCAGCCUGGAAGGCGCGCUUCGAGCCCGAGCUAGUGCUGCUCAUCCAGCUGAUUUUGUACAAGUUUUCUGUAUGGGAUAUUGGGGCUAGCUAUGGUGCGAAACUCCAAGGUUUGAAGUACGCUGGCCCGCGGUUUGCACACACUCGCACCACAGUGUCUGAGCUGUCAUAUCGUACACUCUUUGCCCAUGGUACCGCCACCUUGCUGGUCCCAUAUUUUUACACACGCCUUCGUGCACAUGCAUUGUCCCAUGCUUGGCCUGAUGCACCUUCGUCCGACACCAGGCGAAAAGCAUGGGAGCUGCUUUCCCGCCUCGAGUCUCUGCACGGGUUGUUGGCUCUAUCAAAUUUUGUUGUAUUUCUGUGGAACGGCCGUUAUCGUACCGUGAUCGACAGACUCCUUGGCCUGAGGCUUGUUUCAGCCCGCCGAAUGGCUAGGCGCGAUGUGUCAUACGAAUUCAUGAAUCGCCAGAUGGUCUGGCAUGCAUUUACCGAAUUUUUACUCUUCCUCCUCCCACUGAUAAACACUCGUGCACUUCGACGGCGCCUCACAAAUGUCUUCUCCCGUUUACGGCCUGCACACCUGCUACCAAAGUGUUUCCGUUCAAUAGCCGGUCUUCCGACGCCCGACGUGGGCAACGACAAGAUACAAAUACGCAAAGGGAGAUAUUGGGCACUUCCCCAAGAUCAAUGUGCCAUCUGCGCCGAAAAUGCAUCUCCUAAUCUGAAUUUUUCGGAUCCUGCGAAUGCAUUGAAUUCGAUCACAGCUAUGCCUACAUAUGACAGCGUCCCACCUGCUUCUAAAUCCAGCUCUACUACCAGCACUCCAGAUGUUGGGUACGAGCCCCCGACAUUUCCAAUCCAUAACCCAUAUAUAACUUCCUGUGGACACGCCUACUGCUACUACUGCUUGUCGGAGCGUAUGAUGCGAACGGUGGAAGACCGAUCCGGUGGCGGUGCAGUGGGUACCCAGUGGGAGUGCCUGCGCUGCAAUGACAGCGUGAUUUAUGCUGAUAAAGCCGAAGCGAAAGCGGAGGGACCAGAAUACGAAAGCGGCGUAGAUGAUGGGGAAAUGGAGUAUGACUACAGCAGCGAAGACAUGGACUUUACGGAUAUGAGUGGAAGUGUGGGGAGCUACAGCGUGUCCGGAAACUCAGAAUAA
Molecule: messenger RNA, 1365 nt
Organism: Fibroporia radiculosa
Lineage: Eukaryota; Fungi; Basidiomycota; Agaricomycetes; Polyporales; Fibroporiaceae
Exons: 5
Coding region: 1-1365 (454 amino acids)
Biological process (GO): protein import into peroxisome matrix
Cellular component (GO): peroxisomal membrane
Molecular function (GO): zinc ion binding
Source: RefSeq, a predicted model, not a curated record